AUGGCCUCCGUGCCGUAUGAUGUGCAGUUCAGGUGCUGCAUCUGUCUGGACACCUACAACAACCCUGUCUCCAUCCCAUGUGGACACAACUUUUGCCUGGACUGCAUCGAAGGCUUCUUGGAUAUGAAGGACAAAAACAUUCCCCAAACCAACUUUUCCAGGCUGACGAAGUUCAUUGAUCCACAGGUGAGCCUCAGCAGCCAGAAGGCCCCGCUCCCAGACAAUCCUCAGCGAUUUGACUCCUGCGUCUGCGUUUUGGGGAAACAAAGUUUCACAUCUGGAAGACGCUACUGGGUGGUUCAGGUUGGAGAUAAAACUGACUGGGAUCUUGGCGUGGCCAGAGAGUCCAUCAACAGGAAGGGGGCCAUCACUAUUCGUUCCGACAGCGGUUACUGGGUGAUCUGCCGGCGAAAAGGUGGCAGUCUCAGCGCCUGCGCCAGCCCCUCCGUCACCCUCAAAUGCCAGGAAACCCCCCAGAAAGUCGGUAUCUUCCUGGACUACGAGAAAGGGUCGGUGUCUUUCUAUGACGCAGAAGCAAAGACUCAUUACGCUUACAGCGGGUGUCACUUCUCUGAGCCUCUCUACCCAUACUUUAACCCCUGUGUUCAAGAAAAUGGAAAGAACGCCGCCCCGCUGAUUAUCUGUCCUCUUGAGGGAAGGGUCAGGGAAGGACAGGACAUAAUCUUUGAGUCAGAUAUGUGAUGUGCCAUUAGAAAGGAUGAUGUUAAAAUAUUAUUAUAUUUUUGUUCUUUUUUUAGAUCAAGAACAUUUUUGAACCUAUUUUGGUUUAAACACAUUUAUUGUACUGUAACAGUAUUCGACACUGACCUGCAACAGGCCGAAAUUCAUCAGUUAUUUCUGUUUUUAAUAACACAACAACACUCUGCAGAAUACAUGAUGCUAUUUCUCACAACAUGAAUUGUUUUCAUUGAAUCUU
Siniperca chuatsi (mandarin fish) is the source of this 937-nucleotide messenger RNA. RefSeq names its product pyrin-like. Gene Ontology annotation, molecular function: protein binding. Lineage: Eukaryota; Metazoa; Chordata; Actinopteri; Centrarchiformes; Sinipercidae. The record is from RefSeq and is a predicted model, not a curated record.